Messenger RNA from Trypanosoma rangeli, 1578 nucleotides. Its product is annotated as proteasome regulatory non-ATP-ase subunit 6. The record is from RefSeq and is a predicted model, not a curated record. The transcript has a single exon. Gene Ontology annotation, molecular function: structural molecule activity. Gene Ontology annotation, biological process: ubiquitin-dependent protein catabolic process. The coding region runs from base 1 to 1578 and encodes 525 amino acids. Gene Ontology annotation, cellular component: proteasome regulatory particle, lid subcomplex. NCBI's taxonomy places the organism in Eukaryota, Euglenozoa, Kinetoplastea, Trypanosomatida, Trypanosomatidae.
AUGGCCACUGCCUUUACCGCCACAUUAGCCCCAACAAAGGAGGCGGUGGGUAGCCCGUUGGAGCUGCUGUUAGAAAACGCUGAGGAUCUCCUCGCGGACGGCAAGCGUGCUGAGGCGCGUCGUGUGCUGGAGGGCAUUGUCAACACUGAUGUGGCUGCCGACGAUGCGGAGGGGAUACGCGUGAAGGAGCGCUCGGUGUACCGCAUGGCGGAUAUUCUUAGCCUUGAGCGGCAGGUAGACGCCCUGGUGCACCUGCUAUGCGUCAUCCGCCCCUUCUUUGCGCUGCUGCCAAAGGCAAAGACGACUCGGAUGGUGCGAAAGUUGUUUGAUCUCAUCCUCAGCAGUGGUGCCUCUUUGGAUCGACAGAUUGAGGUCUGCCAUGACAUGAUUGCGUGGGCGCGGCAGGAGAAGCGGACGUUCCUGCGGCAGCGGCUGCAGCACCGGCUUGCGGAGGUGCAGUUUGCCAGGAAUGAGCGGCAGGAGUCGCUCGCCACGUUGCAGGCCCUGCUGCGAGAGGUGCGUCCCCUGGACGACCGUGCGCUGCUGCUUGACAUUCACCUGCUGGAGAGCCGUAUUUAUUACUCCAUUCAGCACACUAGCAAGGCACGCGCUGCCCUUGUCGCGGCCCGGACGAACGCUAACAGCAUCUACUGCCCACCACUGGCCCAAGCGGAGAUCGAUCUGCAGAGCGGUGUACUGCAUGCGGAGGAGCACGACGCCAAGACGGCGUUUUCGUACCUUUACGAGGCGUUUGAGGGGUUCCAUCAGCUUGGCGACCAGGCCCGCCAGGCUCGUAAGGCGCUGCACUACAUGAUUCUUGCGAAGAUUGCUACAAAUAGCCCAGACGAGCUCUUCGCGCUGCUGUCCUCCAAAAAUGUGCUGGAGUACCGGGGACAGGACAUGGACGCGUUGCGCGGGGUGGCCGAGGCCUACAACAAGCAAGACACCCACCUUUUCAAUCGCAUUAUACGCGAGAACGAGGGUGCAGCCUUCCUUGCCGACGAGAUCCUGCAGAGAAGACUCACCGUAAUGUAUAACAGCCUUCUUGAGCGUCACCUGCUCAAGCUGUUAGAGCCGUACAGUCGGGUGCAGAUCUCCUACCUGGCCGCACUGUUGCGGCUCGACGUGGAGGCGGUGGAGUCACAGGUAUCCCAGCUCAUUCUCGACAAGAAGCUCGCUGGCAUCGUGGACCAGCAGCACCAGUGCGUCGUCAUCUUUGACGAGCAAGACGCGAAGGUAGCGAGUAAGCGCCGGCAGGAGGAGGAGACGGGGAGGGGAGAAGGCGGGGAGGUGGGUUCUUCCUCGGCUGCGGGCGGGGCGCCCUACAAGGAUGCCAUGACCACCUCCGGCGCCGGCAGCGAGAAGCCCACCACGACGUUGUACCAGGACGCACUAGCCGCCCUGGAAAAGUAUGAUCGCCUUGUCACUGCGCUCUUUGAUAAGGCGGGCGGUAAGUUUGAUGCUCUGGUGGAGGAGAACAUGAAAAAGCGACAGGAGACGAAAACAGACAAGAAGAAGGACGGUAAAAAGGGCGAUGAAAAGGAGGAGGCAGAGAAUAAAAAGAAAAAUAACAGUUAG